This is a messenger RNA of Plodia interpunctella (Indianmeal moth), 1409 nucleotides long. RefSeq lists its product as uncharacterized. The transcript is spliced from 4 exons. The coding region runs from base 33 to 818 and encodes 261 amino acids. NCBI's taxonomy places the organism in Eukaryota, Metazoa, Arthropoda, Insecta, Lepidoptera, Pyralidae. The record is from RefSeq and is a predicted model, not a curated record.
CCUGCCCAGUACCUUCCCGAACCUCCUCCAAGAUGGUCGGCAUCUCCUGCCUCCCAUUUGCAUCCAAAAUGGUUGUAAUUAUCUUAAUUUUACCAUUAUUUUUAUUAGUCUCUGGUGAACAUUCUGGAGCAUAUUCGUCACCGCAAUACGCGAAAAAAAUGUUCCCCAAGCAAAUUGAUACAAAUGCAUUAUUACCGAGAGAGAAAAACCCAGUGCCGUUCAAAAGUGACUCGAGGUUUGAUAGUGAAAAUGACACGUCGAUGUACGGGAGGGCGUCAUUCAUGGAGUCAGCUGGAGACUUCCUAAGCAGCGCGGGAGGUCAGUUCGUGAACGGCAUGGCGAGGGAUUUUAUAGCUAGAUCUACGGGCACCAGCCAGGUUGGUUUUGACUGCGUCACGCAGGUACUAAGCUUGAACCUGACAAACCUGGUGAUUCUAAUCGUGCUAAAGGCGCUGAUUCUAGCGGCUGGGUUCUUCGGAGCCGGCGCAUGGAAAGGAGGUCAUCACUACGGCAGGAGUCUCGACGACAACAAAAACGCGUCCUUCAUCACCGAAGAAGAGCUCCUCCUCUACUUGAGCUACCUGACGGGCCAGCAGUCCAAGGACUACGGCUGCCUCUACCGCAUGUCCUGCAAGAAGCCAGAGCAAGCGGGCAUGUACUCUUCAGGGGCUGAGUUGCUUCUUCAGGGAGCUAAGCUGUUCCAGGGUGAUAGCAUCGAACUGGAGCCCUACGAAGAAGUAUCCAGAGGCAUCAGGGAAGCAGCGGAGAUGGGGGAGAGGGGGGUGAACUGCGAUGCACGCUACAAAUGUGGAGAGUGAACUCCGGAACGUUCUACAACGAAUAAUCUAGAAUAGGCAUAGGGUUUUAACGUUACACGAAUCAACUUUGACGUUAACUACUAUCAGCGCACAAAAACAGAAAAUACGGUGGCGACGGGCAGGUUAAAGUUAAUCUCAAAGUUGACUGGUGCAUCUGACCCUGAGUGGUCAUUCGGACGAGCGAAGCAGUCAUACAUAUAAAGAAUAAAAUUGUUGAGCGAUUUUUUCAAUUGUUCUACCAUUUUGUGCUCCAUAUGUAUGAGUAUAAUAAAACUAUGAAAAUUAGCUUGGUUUUGGAAUUAAUGAUUUUGAUAGCUUUGAUUUCGUUGGCCGUGUAAAUUUAUGGUUAACUGGUUUGUUAAAUUUUGGAAACUAUAUACGACUGAUUUAUAUUCAUAAGUGGCUGAUACCUUGAUAAUACUCUAAUUUGUAUGUUCUGUUUACUAUGUUUUAAACUUAUCACUUAAUUUUAUGUUGUAAAUACUAAUACAUGAGAUUGAAAUAGUUUUAAAUACAAAUCAAUACUUUUCUUGUUAUUCCAUUCUUAAUUUUGUCGUGAAUAUUUUUUUUAUAAUAAUUUUACGGUUGAUA